AUGGCUGACAGGAACCAACCGCAGCCGGAUCCACGGCAACGCGUUCAACAUCCCUUGCGAUCAGCGUCCCAUUCCUACAAUCAGUAUCACGACCCUAAUCAGGAUCUCUUCUGGCCCGAGCCUGUUGAACAAUUGACUGUCGAAGGCACUGCUCAAAUUGAGCCCGAGCGGCUGCCUCGGUCGGAUCCCUCAACGCAACCUCAAUCCAGUCCCUCGCCGCAACCCCAACCGGAUCCCUCGUCGCAGUCUCAACCGAACCCUCCGACGCCUCGACAAGAUGUGGUCAAGAGACGCCCCGUCCUGCCCAUGAUAUCUCACAGCGCGCCUCCGCCGAUCGACGCAGGCGACAAGACCGUUCUCUCACCCAUCAUCCCGUCGCCACUGCGCAUCCGCCGACCCAAAGUACCCUCACCCCAACCACCCCCUACUGCGAUGCGAUCAGUGCGCCUUCUGAUCGCCUCAUUGGGCAACCCGCCGCCAUACCACUCCACACGCCAUUCCGUAGGGCACAUCGUCUUGAAACACCUCGCGAGCCACUUGGGCCUCCCCUCGCUUACGAAAUCGAAGCUCCUCGGCCCCGGUCUAGUCAGCUCCGGGGCCGACAUCGGCCUACCGCAAUACACGCUCUGGCAGAGCGCGAGCAUGAUGAACAUCUCCGGUCAAGGGACUCUAAAAGCAUGGAAAGCAUUCACAAACCUGCAUCCUGCCUCGGAAGACGUGGUCACAGCGUUAAUCAUCCUUCAUGACGAACUCGAGUCCUCUCUCGGGGCGAUCAAAUUGCGCCGCGGCGAGUCUUCGCCCAAAGGUCAUAACGGGAUCAAAUCCGUACAGUCGUCGCUCAAGUCUGCUGGUUUGCUGUCUGCCAUGGGUGAGAGGUUUAUCAAGAUUGGAGUCGGCAUCGGGAGACCCGUAUCCCGGGAGAAAGAUGAUGUUAGUGCCUGGGUGCUGGGCCAGUUGACAGCCGCGGAGAAAGCCAAGAUCGAGGGCGCGACCGAGAGUUUGGACGCAGUGCUGAAGAGUGAGAUUGCCAGGUUGGGGAGGUCAUAA
This is a messenger RNA of Cladophialophora yegresii CBS 114405, 1047 nucleotides long. RefSeq lists its product as uncharacterized. Gene Ontology annotation, molecular function: peptidyl-tRNA hydrolase activity. The transcript has a single exon. The record is from RefSeq and is a predicted model, not a curated record. The coding region runs from base 1 to 1047 and encodes 348 amino acids. NCBI's taxonomy places the organism in Eukaryota, Fungi, Ascomycota, Eurotiomycetes, Chaetothyriales, Herpotrichiellaceae.